This is a messenger RNA of Temnothorax curvispinosus, 1017 nucleotides long. RefSeq lists its product as uncharacterized. The transcript has a single exon. Lineage: Eukaryota; Metazoa; Arthropoda; Insecta; Hymenoptera; Formicidae. The record is from RefSeq and is a predicted model, not a curated record. Bases 1 to 1017 code for a protein of 338 amino acids.
AUGAUAAACAUAAGAGACCUUGGCCUGUCUGUUUCUUGGCCCAAGACAGAUGCCGUAUUUUUCGGUCACUGUCCCCGAAACUCAGUCUUCGCCUAUGAGGGACAGAACAUCAAAAUCUCUACUAGUAUAAAGUAUCUUGGAGUUAUCAUCGACAAGAAUUGGGCCUUCAAUGCACAUGUGAACUACGUCGCCGAGAAGAUUUCGAAGGUAAAUCGUGCUUUGUGCGCAAUACUACCAAAUCUCAGAGGGCCCGUAGAGAAUAAGCGUCGUUUAUAUUUCUCCGUGGCAACAUCCAUCGCGCUUUACGCCGCCCCUAUCUGGAGUGAAGAGUUCCUAGCUUCUGAGAACAAGCAGAGAUUGAUGCGUCGCGCACUUCGUCUCUCAGCGUUGAGAACUACUAUGGCAUAUCGUACGGUCUCGUAUGAGGCGGCCACGUUGCUGGCCCGUGUUCCGCCUCUUCACCUAUACGCGGAGUUCUUGAGGAGAACGUAUCUUCGUCAUCGUAGGAUGAAAGAGAACGGGACCUACAACGAGGUGUCGGCUCCUGCCGUACGUCAGGAAGAAUGGGACGCGCUGCGCGAUCAAUGGCGCACUCAUGUCACACGCGCUAAUCUUCCCGGUAGGAGAACUCGGGAAGCUAUCGCUCUUAGCUUCGACGAUUGGUUGGAUCGCAGUGCCGGCUUCCUCACAUAUAGGAUUACACAAUUCCUAACAGGACACGGAUGCUUCGGCACCUACCUGAAUAAAAUCGGUAAGAAGGAUUCUCCGAUAUGCCGGUACUGUGAUUCGGAGGAGGACACCCCGGAGCACACUUUGGAGGUGUGUCACUUUUGGGCCAUAGAACGUGGCGAACUCACCGCUGUGAUUGGACAGGACCUCUCUUUGAGAAACAUUAUCGCAAGAAUUUGUAACUCUAAAGAACGUUGGAAUGCGUUCUCGGUUUUCGUCGAACGGGUUCUCCAACGUAAGGAAGAGGACGAACGGAGGAGACAGCAGCAGACCCUUGAUCAGGGAUAG